This is a messenger RNA of Paraglomus brasilianum, 1521 nucleotides long. The record is from the annotation of a GenBank genome assembly. Lineage: Eukaryota; Fungi; Glomeromycota; Glomeromycetes; Paraglomerales; Paraglomeraceae.
AUGGAUAAAUUACCUGCGGAAGUCAAAGUAGAAAUUACAAGUUACGUGCAAAAUCCUUCCUCUCUUGCGCGAUGCUCGCGUGAAUGGUACAGCGUAGUAAAUUCGCCACAUACAAAAUAUAGAUGGCUACUCAACAAGUAUGGUCGUGUUCAUGCUUUGUUUCACGCUGUAAGAAUCGGUGAACCAUUCCUCAACCUUGACGUGGCCGAGCUUGUGCUAAAAAAUUCUCGUAUCAGCCGGUACCUUGUUCAACGACUCAAACUUGUUUAUGGAAACCACUGUCUGUGGGGUAGCAAUAUUUCCAACAAUGUAUACGAACGGAUUAUCAAUUUUAAGGAAGGAUACGAAAACGACAACCACAAUGACAUCCAUUCAAUCCGUCGAGUGUUAAAAAAAGGAGGAAGCGAAGACGAUAUCAAAACCAUAAUUGAAGUUUAUGGUUUCACUCCUUUUCCGCCCAAGCCAACCUUUCGAACAUAUAUAUUCGAAAAUUCUGCUAAAUAUAUAGACAAUCUUCCCCAAAACGGUUAUGCAACCGCCUCUGAAUUGAAGAUCGUGGCAAAGGCAAUAAUUACUUAUCCAAGUUUGUUGAAUGUCUGGAGAAAAAUUGGUUACCAUGAAAUUAUCACGGAUUUGGAGAACCCUAUGGUGCAACUCACCCUGCUAGAUCUUUAUUCUACCGGUGUUCCUUCAGGACAAGCAGUUGCUGAAAAACUAUGCAACUUACAAUCAAUUGGAUUUUCACUGACUGACACUCUGAUUGGAAAUGCUAUCCUUCUAUUCAAAGGGAGGUUAGUCGGCGUCGGAAAGAGUCUUAUUGAGGGUUUUUCAAUUGCUCGAAAAUUAUCCAAGGGAGACAUACUUGAUAUAUGCUUGAUAGAAUUGCUUAAUCCGGCAAGAAUUCUUGAACAAUACGAUGCACUGGAUUAUAUCAUCAACUCGAUUAACGAUCCCCAAAAGCAGAUUCUCUCUGUAUUUGAAAAGUAUAAAAUUGUCGAAGAUGAAAAUAACCCACUUACCCAAUCUCGUAUGUUCCUUAAAUACUCACUUGUAGUGUAUCGAUACAUGUUAAGGUUUGGUGCAAAGUCUCCAGUGGUUAGAUAUUUGAUGAAAGAAAUUAUAAUUGUUCAUACGUGGCUCACCGAUACAGAGGAUAUAGACAAAUUGAGAGAUGCAGAUACUAUCCUUGACGAAUAUUAUGCCGCAAAUGUACCUUUCGAUCGAUCACUUUUACCGCUGUUCAAAAAAUGGUCACGCGCAAAACCGAUUGGCUAUUUAUUUGAAGGAUAUCUACCAGCACUAUUCGGAUCAUUUAUGACAUUCCAAAUUCCAGAAGUAGAUGUACUCCCGUCAUUCACACAAACGGAAGAGUUGCAGCGACUUUGGCUGAAAGACGUUAAAAAUUGUAUCCAAUCUGAGGAAUUAGUAAAUGAAGAGUUUAAAACGCAGGCAACAGAGUUUUGUUACUCUUUAUUAUUUAAUGCGCCGGCCGUUGUUUUGAUUACUGAGCAACUUUAUUAA